Clupea harengus (Atlantic herring) is the source of this 3271-nucleotide messenger RNA. It is a transcript of the gene pdk3b, whose product is annotated as pyruvate dehydrogenase kinase, isozyme 3b. NCBI's taxonomy places the organism in Eukaryota, Metazoa, Chordata, Actinopteri, Clupeiformes, Clupeidae. Gene Ontology annotation, biological process: protein phosphorylation; regulation of glucose metabolic process. Gene Ontology annotation, cellular component: mitochondrion. Gene Ontology annotation, molecular function: pyruvate dehydrogenase (acetyl-transferring) kinase activity. The record is from RefSeq and is a predicted model, not a curated record.
UGUCACGUGGUUAGGAUUAGCGUCUCAUGCAUGCACCAUAGACAUAUAUAGAUGGCAUGGACGAUUAACUACGAUAAAGUAAAAGGGAAACCAAUAACAGCAUGCAUAUUCAACGAAUUAAUGUUUACACACCUUCUACCAGACUGUUGCAUAUAACGAGUGUCAACGUUACGUUGUAUGCUUUGGAUCGAUAGGCAUAUCUUAUUUCCAGGUUUUCCUAGUAGGACAAUAUAGCCAGCAAUAAUGAGAUUAAUCAACUUUUUGAUGAAAAAUGUCAACUCUAAAAUCGAGUAUUACUCGAGAUUUUCACCUUCACCGAUGUCAAUCAAACAGUUUCUCGAUUUCGGUAGGGAGAAUGCAUGUGAGAAGACCUCCUAUAUGUUCCUGAGGAAGGAGCUGGCUGUUCGAUUCGCCAACACCAUGCGAGAGGUCAAUUUGUUGCCAAGCAACCUGAUCAGUCAACCAUCCGUCAAACUGGUGCAGACGUGGUAUAUUCAGAGUUUUGAGGAGUUGCUAGAGUUUGAAGCCCAAAGCCCUGAGAGUGUUCGCACACUGAAUGACUUCCUGGACACCCUUAAUAAGAUCCGUAAUCGGCACAAUGAUGUAGUACCCACUAUGGCCCAAGGGGUGAUUGAGUACAAGGAUGAGUUUGGCUUUGACCCCUUCAUCAGCAGCAAUGUACAGUACUUCCUGGAUCGUUUCUAUACCAACCGAAUCUCCGCCCGUAUGCUCAUCAACCAGCACACACUCCUCUUUGGUGACACCACAGCCCAUCCAAAACACAUAGGAGGCAUUGACCCUGGCUGCCGUGUGACCGAAGUGGUGAAAGAUGCCUACGACACAGCCAAGAUGCUCUGUGAGCAAUACUACAUGAUGGCGCCGGCUCUGAACCUUCAAGAAGCCAAUGCCAAAGGCCAAGAAAAGCCUAUCCAGGUGGUGUAUAUCCCCUCUCAUCUCUUCCACAUGCUCUUUGAACUUUUUAAGAAUUCCAUGAGGGCCACGGUGGAGUUGCACAAGGACGCCAGCAGGGGGCUCCCUCCAGUCACAGCUUUGGUGACCCUAGGAAAAGAGGACCUCUCGAUAAAGAUCAGUGAUUUGGGUGGUGGGGUGCCUCUUAGAAAAAUCGAGAGGCUUUUUAAUUACAUGUAUUCAUCUGCACCCACGCCAAGUCUGGACCUCUCAGAGUCUGCAGUCCCUCUGGCAGGAUUUGGCUAUGGCUUGCCUAUCUCCAGGCUGUAUGCCCGCUACUUCCAGGGAGACCUGAACCUGUACUCCAUGGAGGGAGUGGGGACAGAUGCAGUCAUAUACCUUAAGGUCCUGUCAAGUGAGUCCUUUGAACGUCUUCCUGUCUUCAACAAGUCAGCAUGGCGCCACUACCAGGUAGGGCCAGAGGCAGACGACUGGAGCAACCCCAGCAGCGACCCACGCGACGCAACCACGUACAAAUCAAAUCACUGAGCUUUACCAAGCAACAAAGAUGGUUGAUUUAUCGAUUCAUUUGUUUAUUUAUUUAUAUUUGUGAUAAAAUUUGCGCUGCUAAUUUGUUACACAAAAAAGGGGAAGGGCUUGGAAGGCUGUGUACCUCUCCAGUGUCAUUUUUAGCAUAGUCAGUAAAGAGACUUGGUGAAUGUUUGCAGUGAAUGCAUGAACACCUAAACUGUCUAAAUGAAAUGAUUUUCAGAGAAUGUAGCAAUUUAUUAUGCAUCUAUAACAAUAGAGAAGAGUGGGGAUAUUAUGUUUGUUUACAUACUAUUUUACUGAUGCUGGUGGUACUAUAUCCUACACGUUGUCUCUUUUGUCUCACGUUUUUCACUUUAAGAGCAACAGCAAUUUUGCAGAGCUGUAACCCUGUCAUGCCAAAGUUUUAGUCUCAAACAACGUUUUGUAGGCUACAUUAAGUUUUUUUUUUACUAUUAACAAUGGCUGUGUCAGUCAGAAACUUGGAUGUGUUACUGAGGUUGUUGUAUAGCACUUUAAAUAUUCUUAGGUACAUAAACUAUUAUUUUACAAUGUCGAAAUGCGAAUGUUUAAUGCUGUGUUACAUUAUUAUAUCCUAAUUUGUUCUAUUUUUGAUGCAUGGAUGUGACUAUUGUCAUGUGUCAUACGUACAGCUGUGUUUAACUCAGGUAGUUUAACAUCACAAUUGGCAGAAUUAAAAAAGAGGAUUCCAUGAAUUCUUGCCUCCCUGCCUUGUUCCUCACAAACAUUGUGCAUGUCUGAUCUGUGUGACCACACAUGGGGAAAGUAGAGGCUGCUCUGGAAACUCUGGCAAGCGCUCCUGGGCAUCAAGGAUGGCUACAAGGAACAGCUGCCACAACAAGAUGGAGGGGUCGCUUGAAUGAGUGGUGCUGCAUCUGAUGCAUCAAGGAGCAGCUGCCACAACAAGAUGGAGGGGGUCGCUUGAAUGAGUGGUGCUGUAUCUGAUGCAUCAAGGAGCAGCUGCCACAACAAGAUGGAGGGGGUCGCUUGAAUGAGUGGUGCUGCAUCUGAUGCCUCAGAAAAGAGCAUCCCAGCCGAUCCAGAUGAUGUGGGAUCAGUGGAGUUAUACCUUUCAUAACAGGGAGGAGGAGGAGGAGGACCUAGAGGAGACCUAGAAGGUUAUCAGUGUGGAACCUUUUGAGUGUGUACUUUUGAGUCUCCCUUUCAUUCCUACCCGAACGCUCGUUUGUGCUGAUGACCCAAUGCUGUUUGCAUGAACCAGGAGUGAGCGCUGGUGGCGCUAGAACCAGGAAAGGCAUCGCUUGUUGUGAGGAUGAGGAUGAGCACUCACUGAGGCUCUCCUUCUACUCCUACCUAGAAUGAGAGCUCACGUCACAAGCGGGGGUCAAGAGGUUAGAACCAUCAGUGAUUAGAGUCUGUGUGUGUGUGGUAGCACACUGGUCUGAGCGUAAACCUACCCUGUUAGGACAAAAUGAUGAGACGGCUUUCACAUCGUGCAAUAAGCUCUUUCACUUCUGUGUCAUGGCUCUAACGUUGUACAACGCUCCUGUCAUCUGUGGAGUUUGGUGGAGUGAAUGUUUGCUGGUUUGCCGUGCAGAUACAUCACAGGCCAGCCCCCACAGACCCUAGAUUUCCCUAAACAUGGCCUCUUGUCACCACAUAGCAUGGAAAUCAUGACACUCCACGUUAAUUGUAGUUAGUGAUCAUGGUAAUACAACAUUAUCAAUUCUAAAGUCCUAGAAUUAUAAAACGUUUGCUUACUGAUGAUAUGUAUCAGAUAAUGUUAUGCUUUAGGUGCUUUGUUUUCCAAAUAAAGAUUUUAAGUCAAAAA